AUGGAUUGGGCAAAAGGAAAGGAGAACCGCUGGAUGGUAUUUGGGGCUGAUCUUACCUGCUGUGAUGAAGAGUGCCCCCCAACGCUGUGUAGUCCAAUAGUCUGCCAUGAUGGUGCCUUGGUGGUGGACUGGAAAGUCGAUGGCAAAGGUGGCAGAGAGCGGGAGGCAACGGUGGUGGCGUCAAGAGAACUCUACGGCGCAACCAAAGGUUUCAAGGAGGAGUUGGGGAAAGGAGGGUUUGGCAGUGUCUACAAAGGUGUGCUUUCCAGGAGCAGAAUCGAGGUUGCACUUAAGAGAGUAUUGCAUGGUUCAAAGCAAGGGGUGAGGGAGUUUGUGGCAGAAAUAUCAAGCCUGGGGAGGAUGAGGCACAGGAUCAUGGUCCAAUUGCAUGGUAGAAGCCUUAGUUGGGAACAGAGGUUCAAGAUUCUAAAGGGAAUUGCUUCCGGCCUGCUGUAUCUUCAUGAAGAGUGGGAGCAAGUGGUUGUGCACAGAGAUGUUAAAGCAAGCAACGUGCUGUUAGAUGGUGAUCUAAAUGGCAGGUUGGGUGAUUUUGGCCUUUCCAGACUCUAUGAGCAUGGGGCCAACCCCAAGACAAUCCAAAUCGUUGGGAGUUUUGGGUACAUGGCGUCGGAGUUCUCCCGCACCUGGAAGUCCAGCACGAGUGCCAAUGUCUACUCUUAUGGUGCUUUGCUCCUAGAGGUGGCCUACAGAAGGAGGCCUAUUGAGCUGGAGAGACAUUGUGAAGAGAUGGUUCUAGUGGAGUUAGUCCACUCUUUGUGGAAGGAUGGACGUAUACUGGACGCCAUGGACAAAAGGCUUGGGAAUAGCUAUGUGGUGGAGGAAGCAGAGCUUGUGCUGAAGCUUGGCGUUCUCUGUUCACAGGCUGCACCUGAAUCAAGGCCAAACAUGCGGCAAUUAACUCAGUAUCUUGACCAUGAUGCCUCACUACCAGAUCUAGAAUGCCAGAAUCUUGUUAUUCAAGACGAUCCAGGAUUGGACCAAAUAAUUGUGUAG
Molecule: messenger RNA, 1014 nt
Organism: Nymphaea colorata (pocket water lily)
Lineage: Eukaryota; Viridiplantae; Streptophyta; Magnoliopsida; Nymphaeales; Nymphaeaceae
Product: L-type lectin-domain containing receptor kinase IV.2
Exons: 3
Coding region: 1-1014 (337 amino acids)
Biological process (GO): protein phosphorylation
Cellular component (GO): plasma membrane
Molecular function (GO): ATP binding; protein kinase activity
Source: RefSeq, a predicted model, not a curated record